UAUAGAGAAAAAUGAGAGUGACAAUGGGAGUGAGGAAGAGAUUGAGAGAGAGAGGAUGAGAAGGGAGGAUGAGAUGGAGGAGUAUCAAAAGUGAAAACAAUUUGAAAUAGAUUUCAGUUUUUAGUUUUUGCCCAUCCUCUCCUCUCAUCUUCCCUCUCAAUCCCAUCUCUACUGUUAUUCUCCCUCUUUUUCCUCUAUACUCUAGCACAAAAAAUGAAAACUAAAAACUAAAAUUGAAAUAGUUAUCGAACAGGCCCUUAUGUGCUUGUUGUCCUAUUUUCUUGUUAUGAGUGUUAAAUCUUUUCUAUUUCAUUUUUUAUGCAGAACAUAGCUUAAUCUGCUUAUGUAUCCCUCUAACUUAUCUGAUUGUCAUCCACGUGUACGCUUGUUGGAGAGCAGAACAUUGGUGGGAUAGCCAUUAUGUUGCCUUUUAUUUUUAUAAUAGAUUUGUAUUCUUAAUCUAUUGAUUUGUUGCUUAACUUCAUGAAGGAAAGCAGAAAAGUUGGCAUAUCAUUAGUUUGUUGUACUGAAGCCUUUUCUGGUAAUAGCUUUCCUUAAGUAGAGGUCGCAGCUUAAAAUGCUGUCCCUAGGGAAUAAAGGAAGAAUCUACAGGUCCUAUAAAACCCAAAAGUUUUAUGAUUUUUUUCACAUAAGAUUCUUGCAGAGACUUUCCAGUUUUUGUUUCACCCACUUUAUUCUCUUGUUGUAUCCUUUUAUUUACCCCAUCUUCCUUCCAUAAGCUUUUCAUUGCUUCCCCUUUGUUCAUGCAAAAUGGUCACUAAGCCAAACAUAAUACCAGGCUUCCUCUUCUGCCAUCUCUUGUUCCUUCUUUGUGUAGAUCGUUACUGCUAUUCUCAAAAGACCUGCCCAGAAUGUGGCUCCAUAAAAGUCCCAUAUCCCCUGAGCACAAACCCCGACUGUGGCGACCCUGACUACUCUCUCCAUUGUGACCCCUCCUCUAAGAAACUCUAUGUUGAUGCCCUCAAUGGAAGUUAUUAUCUUGUGCUUCAAAUCAUGGCUCCGAAUCAACGCAUGCUGGUACAACCAUCCCCAUGGCUGCCUGGCAAAUGUGUUACCCAAGACAUGGUGGUGAGUGAGGGCCUCUGGUUGAAUCAGUCACUUCCUUUCAACAUCACUUCGUCGAACACCAUCUUCCUCUUUAACUGCUCUCCACGGCUCUUGGUUUCUCCUCUUAAUUGCACUCCAUCUAGCCUUUGUCACCGCUACUUGGAAAGCUCAGGACAUGUUGACACAAACCGAGCACUUCAGUGUGCAGACAAGCUUAACCUUUGCUGCACUUUUGUUGCUGGUGGGACGCCUUCAGCCUACAAAAUACGGCUUCACAAUUCAGGUUGUAAAGCCUUUAGAAGCAUCCUUCAUUUGGAUAUAAACCAGCCUGCAAACCAAUGGGAAGAGGGAUUGGAAAUUCAGUGGGCUCCUCCACUUGAACCAAUUUGUAGAACACAGCUUGACUGCUCUCAAGCUUCCAAAUGUUCACCUACUGGUUCCAAUGGCCUCUCUCGCUGCCUUUGCAAUAGGGGCUACUAUUGGGACCAUGUUCUUGGAACAUGCUCAAGGAAGAAGAGGAACACGAAAGCCGGUCUGCGUUUAAAGGUCUCAGUAGGGGUAAUCUCUUUUUUCCUUGUGGCUGUAGUUAUAGCGAUAAUUACAGUGAAAAGGUCCUGCAAAUUCUCUGAGCAGGAAAAGCUUACCAAGGCAAGAGAAGCCAUGUUGAAGAAAAAUGACGGGAAAUCGGCUAGAAUGUUUCACUUAAAAGAAGUGAAGAAAGCCACUAAAGGUUUCUCUAAAGACAGGGUUUUAGGGAGUGGUGGGUUUGGAGAAGUCUACAAAGGAGAGCUUGAAGAUGGGACUGUGGUGGCUGUCAAGUCAGCUAAAGUGGGCAACAUCAAGAGCACAGAACAAGUACUAAAUGAAGUUGGGAUACUUUCCCAAGUCAACCACAAAAAUCUGGUCAGACUCUUGGGUUAUUGUGUGGAAGCUGAGCAGCCAUUGAUGCUCUAUGAGUACAUAUCAAAUGGGACACUCAGUGACCAUUUACAUGGUAAAUUUUCCACCUUUCUUGACUGGAAAACUAGGCUCAGAAUUGCCUUACAAACAGCUGAAGCAUUGACUUAUUUACACUCUGCUGCUCAUACUCCCAUCUACCAUAGAGAUGUCAAGUCAACUAAUAUACUACUCGAUGACGAUUUCAACGCCAAAGUUGCAGAUUUCGGGCUCUCCAGGUUGGCUUGUCCAGGUUUGAGCCAUGUCUCAACAUGUGCUCAAGGAACAUUAGGGUACUUAGACCCCGAAUAUUAUCGCAACUACCAGUUAACUGAUAAGAGUGAUGUUUAUAGUUAUGGGGUUGUGUUGCUCGAGCUUUUAACAUCACAGAAAGCCAUUGAUUUCUCGCGUGAUCAAGACGACGUGAAUUUAGCCAUUUAUGUGAGCGUAAGAGCCAACAAUGGUGCAAUUAUGGAAGUUGUGGAUCAGCGGCUGUUUAGCAAGGAGCCUGCAGGGAAUAUAUUGGCAAGCAUAAAACUUUUCUUAGAGCUCGGACUUGCCUGUCUGAGGGAAAAGAAGGGGGAUAGGCCAGCCAUGAAGGAUGUUGUUCAAGAACUCCACUGCAUAAUUCAAGUUUUAGAUCAUGAAGUGGUUCAAAACUAAUGAGAUUAGCUUUGUUGAAACUAUAUGACUUUACUGUACUACUAAUGUAACCGAAAAAAUAAAAUGUAUUGUACUAUUACUAGAGUGUGGAAAUGUUCUCCUACCUGACUCUGUAACAUGCUAUGUCGUUAGAUUGUUAAUAAGACGAACUCUUAUUUUAA
Prunus avium (sweet cherry) is the source of this 2828-nucleotide messenger RNA. The record is from RefSeq and is a predicted model, not a curated record. NCBI's taxonomy places the organism in Eukaryota, Viridiplantae, Streptophyta, Magnoliopsida, Rosales, Rosaceae.